Messenger RNA from Nelumbo nucifera (sacred lotus), 447 nucleotides. The record is from RefSeq and is a predicted model, not a curated record. Lineage: Eukaryota; Viridiplantae; Streptophyta; Magnoliopsida; Proteales; Nelumbonaceae.
AUGGCUCUUACUGGUAAGCUCGAGUAUGAGAAGGAAAUCAAGGCCGAUCCAAAGAAGUUCUUUCACUGUUUUAUGGACCACCCGAACCACCUUCACAAGGCCGUAGUCCAUGAAUCUCACCGCGCAACAAUACUUGAAGGAGAUGGAAAGAAUAUAGGCUCUUCUGUACACUUUAAUUAUGCUUUAGAUGGAAAAACUGUUUCGAGCACGGCUGUAAAGAUUGAAGCUGUAGACGAGGAAAAAUAUUCAGUCACACUUAGAUGCUAUGAAGGAGAUGUCAUGAAGCACUACAAAGUAUUCAAGGUGCACUGUCAGGUCUUCACAGGUUCAGCGAAAUGCUGUAUAGAAUAUGAAAAAUUAAAUGAAAGUGUUCCAGAACCAACUGAGUACAUAGACUUUGCACGAAAGAUGUUGGAAGGAAUUUUUAAAGAGUCCGAUCACAAUUAA